This is a messenger RNA of Drosophila rhopaloa, 321 nucleotides long. RefSeq lists its product as uncharacterized. NCBI's taxonomy places the organism in Eukaryota, Metazoa, Arthropoda, Insecta, Diptera, Drosophilidae. The coding region runs from base 1 to 321 and encodes 106 amino acids. The transcript has 3 exons. The record is from RefSeq and is a predicted model, not a curated record.
AUGAUCCCAAUAAGCUCCGCUAAGUUAAAUAGCAAACUGGCCACCAGAUCCCUCCUAAAUGAAGGACGUUCCAACAAGAAGUCUUGCGUCUGUCUUUUGGUUGGAAUGGCACUUGGAGUUUGCCUGGCCGGACUCAUCUUUUACUCGUCGGUUCCCAAUGUUGACUACAGGAAUAAAUCGAAGAAUAUAAUGAAAGUUAUUGGAUUGGAAAGGCCACAAAGUGUAAGCGAUAUCUACACAACUAAUUCGAUAAGUCUGGCCAAAGAGUUGAAAUAUAGCGAGAAUAAGAAGUCCUACUUCCAGGAGUACUUUGAUUGGUAG